GGUGAUGUUUAUAAAUUUUUAAGAGGAAGUUGUAGAGGAUGCGAUAACCUUUCUUUUUAUGCUCUUCAAUAUAAUAGCCUUCUGAGAUAUGAAAAUUACCGUGUUUAGUUUCUCGGAAAUCUUCCAUCUGUAGUCGGUCGAUGAAAUUUUAGUAUAGAACGAUUUAUAAAGAAAGAGUUUCAUUAGUCAUUCCUCUCGCUACUUAUAUUCAAGUUAAAUGCUUUAUGUCAAAAGAAAAAAAACAUAAAAUAAUACGUUGUUCGUGUAUUUUUUUUUCAAUUUUUUACGUAUUUUUAGUCAACCAUUACAGGAAAAUAUCUUAAAUAGAAUACAGAGACUUGAAAACUAUAUGCGACUAAUUAGUAAUCAAGUAAUAAUGAAUUUUUUUGUAGUUGGAUUUCUUUUUGCACUUAUUUCAUAUAAAAAAUUUUCAUUUAGCAAGCUAUUAUGUACGAUUAUCUUGAACACUUGAUAGAUGAUUCAAAAACUAGCAAUGGUAAACGUAUCAAACUACCUGAACGACAUCAUUUAGAUCCUGAAUGA
Rotaria sordida is the source of this 543-nucleotide messenger RNA. The record is from the annotation of a GenBank genome assembly. Lineage: Eukaryota; Metazoa; Rotifera; Eurotatoria; Philodinida; Philodinidae.